Messenger RNA from Danaus chrysippus (African queen), 354 nucleotides. Lineage: Eukaryota; Metazoa; Arthropoda; Insecta; Lepidoptera; Nymphalidae. The record is from the annotation of a GenBank genome assembly.
UUGGCGAUUCAUGAGAUUGAUGUGUUUGGCACCGGCGAUGACACGAAGUACGGACUGAAGACUCGCAGGCGGGUCGAGCUCACGGAGCAGGGAGGAGGAGGACCCGGGACGCGGGGGAAUCCUUUAGGCCUUCAAUGUUUAAUAUAUAUUCUAUUAGAUAAAUACAUUGACAUCAGUUACUUUGAGUGCCGGUCGUCUGUGUGUCCGUCCGAACACCCGGAGGAACAUGGACGUGAACUGUCCCCUUACACUCUGUACGGGACACACGUACACACGCGGCGCGGCUCAUGUUCCUCGCUCGAUGCCUCCGGAGCCGGGAGCUGCCCGGGACGCGUCCUCGAGACUCGACACUAG